Molecule: messenger RNA, 2723 nt
Organism: Rhinichthys klamathensis goyatoka
Lineage: Eukaryota; Metazoa; Chordata; Actinopteri; Cypriniformes; Leuciscidae
Gene: brf1b
Product: BRF1 RNA polymerase III transcription initiation factor subunit b
Exons: 19
Coding region: 130-2214 (694 amino acids)
Biological process (GO): transcription by RNA polymerase III; transcription preinitiation complex assembly; DNA-templated transcription initiation
Cellular component (GO): transcription factor TFIIIB complex; transcription preinitiation complex; nucleus
Molecular function (GO): RNA polymerase III type 3 promoter sequence-specific DNA binding; RNA polymerase III general transcription initiation factor activity; TBP-class protein binding
Source: RefSeq, a predicted model, not a curated record
AAUGAAAUGCAAUGCUUGCCAAUUAAAUAGUUUAUGUGAAAAGCUAACUAUAAGAGGAUACCGGUUUAAACUGUUUGAUCUUAAGUCAAGUCUUUACUUCCUUUGACUGGUCUGAAUCUUCCUGCCAGUAUGAGCCGUCAGUGUAAGAACUGUGGUGGAGCAGACAUCGACACAGACCCAUCCCGGGGGAGUGCGGUCUGCACAGCCUGUGGUUCGGUUCUGGAGGAUAAUAUCAUCGUUUCUGAGGUUCAGUUUGUGGAAAACAGCGGAGGGGUGUCUUCAGCAGUUGGCCAGUUUGUAUCUGCAGAUGGUACUUCCAAAGCUCCGGUCCUGGGCAGUGGGUUCCACACAAGUCUGGGAAAAGAAUCGCGAGCUCAGACGCUCCAGAACGGGAAACGGCAGAUACACAACCUCGGCAGCCAGCUGCAGCUGAACCAGCACUGCCUGGAUACGGCCUUUAAUUUCUUCAAGAUGGUUGUGAGCAAGCACUUGACACGAGGGCGAAAGAUGACACACGUCAUAGCCGCCUGCCUCUACCUGGUCUGCAGGACAGAGGGAACGCCACACAUGCUCCUGGACCUGAGUGAUCUUUUACAGGUUAAUGUUUACAUUCUGGGAAAGACCUUCCUCCUGUUGGCUAGAGAACUCUGUAUCAACGCUCCAGCCGUCGAUCCGUGUCUGUACAUUCCACGAUUCGCCCACAUGUUGGAGUUCGGUGAAAAGACUCAUGAGGUUUCGAUGACUGCUCUGAGACUGUUGCAGAGGAUGAAAAGAGACUGGAUGCACACUGGGCGGCGACCAUCAGGCUUGUGUGGCGCAGCUCUGCUCGUGGCAGCUCGUAUGCAUGAAUUCCGUCGGACAGUGAAGGAGGUGAUAUCUGUCGUCAAGGUGUGCGAGGCCACGCUGAGAAAAAGGCUUACAGAGUUUGAGGAGACCCCCACCAGUGCCCUGACCAUUGAUGAGUUCAUGCGAGUGGACCUUGAACAAGAAUGUGAUCCUCCAUCUUUUGUUGCUGGAAAGAAAAAACUCAAGAUGCAGCAGCUGGAGCACGAGUUGUCCAAGAAACUUGAGGAAUAUCAAGGUGAGAUCAACUCAUACCGCGAUGAGAUUGAGACACAGCUGGCAGGGAGCAGCAGAACCAAAUUGAGAGGGAUUUAUGCCUCCUACUCAAGAGAAGAUGAUGACUGUGUGUCUUUGGCCUCUGGGGUGACUGGGGACGAAGAUCCAGAGGAUGAGGAAAUGGAGGCAGCAGCCCAACAUCUCAACCAGGAUUUCAUCAGUCAGGUGCUAGAGCGGGGGGACCAGGAAGGGAUGGAGGAUCAGGAGGCGAGUAAGGAUACGGUACCGAUCUCUAGUCAGUCCACACGUAUGCCCCUGACAGCCCUCUUCGGCCCUUUGCCCAGUGCAGCCAGCCUUGGUCUAACAGACUCCAUUCGGGAAUGCAUCGCAGAGGAGACUAGAAACAUGGAAGAUAAAUCAGGCAAUGGGGAACUUAAUCUAGAUGGGAUUGAUGAAGAUGAAAUUGAAAAGUACAUUCUGAACGAGAUAGAGGUGGAGGCAAAGACAGAGCUGUGGAUGAAGCAAAAUGAGGAGUAUUUGAGGGAACAGAAAGAAAAAGAAGAAAGAAUAGCUAAAGAGAAGGAACAAGGGACCUAUAAGGAGAAGCCAAAGAAGCCGUCCAAGAAGCGAGAACCGAUCCUGGCCAGCACUGCGGGAGAGGCCAUAGAGAAGAUGCUGGAGCAGAAAAAGAUCUCCAGUAAGAUCAAUUAUGAUGUUUUGUGGGACCUCAACAGCAAGGGCAGUGGGAGCAACACCACCCAGCAAGUCGAGGACGUGCCCGCCGGUGGCUCUGGACGCAAGAAGUUGACCCGCCGCAAGAAGCAGCCAAACAAGAGCAAUCUCGGGCUCGCUAAACCCGCAAGCCUCAUGGGCAAGAGGCUCCGCCCUUUAAUAUCAUCCGCUCCCAAGAAGAAGAGGACAGCAGCCACACCGGUCACUGCCAACAUCACCACGAUGUUGCCUCCUGCAGCCCCAGAGCCCCCUCCGGCCCCCACCCCUCCCCCCAUGCUGGAAAUUGGGCCUGUAGCAUAUGAGGAACCCGCAGAGGAAGAAGAGGAAAAUGAGGAAGAGGCGGAAGAGUCUUGCGUUAGCGCCAUGGAGCUGAUAGGUGGAAAUGAUUACGGAUGUGAAGCUGAAGAAGAGGAGGUUUUUUAGACUGAACUUGUCUGCCCACCAAACUUGUCCUUCCAUUACCCUGUACAGUGAAGAGAAGAGCAUUUAAAGCACAUUUGAGACGCCUAUAAUAUGCUGCGCAUUUACGAAAGGUCACUCUCCCUCAGUGCAGUACAUAUGACUGGUUAAACUGCAGCAUCUGUGUGAUGAGUGAGCUACUACGGAAGAAGGUGGCUGGCAGCUUUAGACUGAAGAACAAUCAGUGCAUAAAAUCAUUUUAGCACUUAUUUAGCACCAUUUUAGCCAAUGUUUCACUAAGAAACAGGAAGCACUGAAGUAGUUUGCUGAGGAUCUCAGAGAAGAUGUUUCACAGGUGCAGUAGGAUUUGAACAUGUGAAGAUACUGAAGUCUGCUCAGCUUGCUAAUAAUGUUGGAUGCAUUGUGGGACAAUGUACUAGCGAUUUGUUUUACAUAUAUAGUAAGAAGCUGUAAAUAUAUGGCACUGUGUUUAACUUUUUAUUUUUAAGCUAUUUAAUGCUACAUAUGUCUGU